UCGAUACGUUCGCUUCACGAGCUACCGUGGUGUCAGAGGACCAUCACUACCAGCACUCACUCAACUGGAUCAAACGGAGACGUUACCGGACAGCCCCGAAGACGCGCACGAGUUACCGUUCGGCUCCGUGGCGGACCCCAAGCGUCUUUCCCAACUUGAAGCCGGUCGGUUCGUCGGUCGGUGCUGGACUACAUCGGUGUAAUCUGUUGGUCAAACUGAGUUAACACUGUUGCUUCGAGUUGUAGCAUUGGUAACGUUAGCAAGCAACGUUCAGCAUCCCAGUUCGGGCUAGGCGAGCGCAGUGUUUACGAUCCCGUUUCUCCAGCUUGUCCGAUUAUCGACACGACGUCAGGUGUCCGGGCUCUCACCGAAGAUGGGUGACAUAAACCCAUCGACAUCGCACGCAUUUCAGUCGGAGGGCUUCAGUCCUCCGUAUAGAAGGAAGAGGACAGUCGAGGAUUUUAACAAAUUUUGCACUUUUGUUUUGGCCUACGCCGGUUACAUCCCGUACCCUCAAGAGGACUCUCCACUGCGCAGCAGCUCCAGCCCUCCCAACAGCACAGGCAGCACCGCUGACAGUGACGGCUGGACCCCCGGACACCCGACCUCCUGCCCCCAGCGCCCGCCGAAGGUCCCCCAGGACCGGAGCAGGAAACGCCCACUGCCGGGACCCACGCUGUCCGGUCACGUCAAGAAAGAACACACAAUCGCCACUCUGCACCCCGAUGAUCGCAGGAAAGCUGACAAACCGAAGAAGAAGAAAAGGAGAAAGGAGAGAGAGCACGACAGUGGCGGCGGUGGCGGCGUGGAGAGCGGGCUCCAGCAGAGCCACCCGGCCACCCCGGAGACGCCGUGCCCCCUCCCCUUCGGCAGCAGGGCCAUCAAAGAGGAGCCUGAGGACGACAUCAGCAUUCCCCUGCACCCCCAGUGCCUGCCCAGUCCCUCCCCCUGCAAGGAGGAGCCCAAGGAGGAGCGUCGCACCUGGGACGGCCGGGACCUGGAGGAGGGGGUGGUGAAGGUGCAGAAGGUGGAGGGCUUUUCAGGGAACCGGACGGUGUUCCGCCAGGGCAAGCAGGUGGUGUUCAGAGACGAAGACGGCUCCGGGGAGGACGAGGACAUCAUGGUCGAUUCAGACGACGACUCGUGGGACCUGGUCACGUGUUUCUGCAUGAAGCCCUUCGCAGGCCGCGCCAUGAUCGAAUGUAACCGCUGCAACACCUGGAUCCACCUGUCCUGCGCCAAGAUCCGCAAGAGCCACGUGCCAGAGACAUAUGUGUGCCAGAGCUGCCGAGACACGCACGGGCCCCCGGACGCCCGCCGCUCCCACCGCUCUCGUAUGGGCCCACGCAAACAUCUGCUGGACUAAAAAAAAAAAAAAAAAAAAACGCCCCCUUCUGCCUUACCCUGAACUCUGCUCCUGCCGCCCCCUCCACCCACUCCCAGGACUCACCCUCUCCUCAGAUUCAGGUCUCGCACCCCUCAGUGUCUGUGCUUCACGGUCAGCCAUGAACUAGUUUUUCUACAAAAAAGAAAAAAAAAAAGUAAGAGAAAACACUUUGAUGGACCUCUCCCGAGCCCUUAUUCCAGCCAACGAACAGUCUGAGUGCUAUUUUCGAUUUCCUACGGUUUGUUUCUGCUUCCUACAGACUCUGUGCGUAAGGCAAUCACUGAAUGGAUGUCCGUCUGUAGAUGACUUCCAGCAGAGCAGCAAACCGCUACUGUUGGGACUUGGCGUCUCAUGAACACUGGAAACGUUUGAACUGCCAUACAGAGAGUGUGUCCUCAUAACUGCCACCCACCGGUGCAUGCUGGGAAAAAUUUGUAGAAAAGACGGUUUGCACUUUCUCUCUUUUUUUUUUCCUUUCUUUUUUUUUUUGUUUUUUAAUGUUUAAAUUCAUGUGACCUCUGCGUCAUCGUGACAGAUAUGUCUUUCUGAUUCAACUGGAUUGGAUUUCUGUAUUAUUGUUACAUAAUUAACAGUAUAAAAGCAGAAAACAAGUUAAGCCUUGUGUUAAUUGCUUCAGACGGUGCUAUAGUAUUAUACCGAGGUGUAAUCACAUAGAACAGAGAUGUACGGUAAGAAACUAGAGUCUGCUUCAUCUGUGGGUUGGUCUGUUUUGUUAUUUAAGACAUUGUGACAGAGUAUCAUUGAUGCUCUUAAGUCUGUACAACUAAAACCAAGCACUUGCUCUCCCCUCUUCUACUUCAUGAGCUGUCUUCCAGCCUCAGCUGUCCAUUCAAAUGAAGAUUUUUUUACUCCGCCAUACGCAGAGCGAUCGCGCUCUGCUUCAUUUCGAAUUUACAACAGUGUUCUUAUCCCACGUUUCCUGAUGAAUUGUUCUCGGACGGUUUUAAGAAGCCAGAUAAUCAACAAAGAGUGUUUUCAGCCGAGGCGUUUCCUCUCGCCAGAACGUUGGCUGCGGUUUCAUGGCUGGGUUCAGCAGUGCUUUUAUUCAGGAGUGUUUUCUGUUUUUCAAACCUCUCCGUUAGCUGUUUUUAACGCUCACGACAAAGACAACAGAGACAAAUCUAUUUAUAUAAGGGAAGUUCUGUGGCCGUCCUGUUGAAGUAUCAACAGAAAAAAUAACGACUGGAAUGUGUUGAUUUUUUUCUUUUCUUUUCUUUUUCUCCGAGAGUCCAGUUGAAUUUAUGCAUGUGAGUGUGUUUUGUUUGCAGAAGGGUGUCGGCGAUGCAUGUGCUGCUAUGAGUUGUUCCAACUAAGAUCUGUGGCUGUAGGUCUUCUGUUAAAUGGAGAAAUGGAUACCUGCAGGGCACCAUGGGCGGGGUCGGUUUGUUUUGUUCGUCUCUGAAGGGUCGGAUCACAGGGAGAGCUCUCGGCCCAUCUAUCACCUCUCACUGACGUUUUCACUGCAGUGUUCAGUUCCACAUGAAGCAGAUUUAUUGGGAAAUGUUUUUUUUUUUUUUUUUUUAAAGUACAUAUUUCCCCUCAAAAGUUGCUCCAGUUUGGAUGAAAGACUUUUUAAGCUUUGUUCUUCAUGUGCCAUCUGCUGCUGGGCUUAUCUGUGUAGACUACAGGUUGUUUCACAUUAUAUAAAAGCCAUACUGUGGAGAGACGUUUGAGACGCAAGGCCUCGGAUCGCGGUCCAGGAUGGUGUUUUUACGAUGCAGAAUCAAAGACUUGAUGAGAGAUCAACCCAUACACGCACUGAAUGUUUUGGUUUGGAAACAACACGAGACUUUAAGGCAGUUGGGCUCAUGUGUACGCUCUCACCUCCUGGUAUCGACAGAUGUUGGUUGACUGUUCGGUACCCAGCAAUCACCAAGGUUGUGAUGUUUUUGUUUUUUUUUAAGACGUUUCGAGACCUAAAGUCAUUUGUUUCUCAGGACGUGCAUGUCUUGGAGAGAACGCGGAGACAUCUUCAGGCACAAAUUCUUAACAUUAGUCUGCGUCUUAAAGACAUUAGUGUAAUUAAUGUUAACAAUGCUCAUUGUGAUACAGCUCGUUUAUUCUGAUCCCGGGUUGUCCUAUCCCCUUACUGAGAAAGCGUUGUCUGUACUGUGGUGCAAACUGUUUCUGUGAAACUAUUGUAAACUAUUGUAAAUAAAGAGUUACCAUUUUA
Messenger RNA from Salarias fasciatus (jewelled blenny), 3581 nucleotides. RefSeq names its product PHD finger protein 13 (gene phf13). Gene Ontology annotation, biological process: mitotic chromosome condensation. NCBI's taxonomy places the organism in Eukaryota, Metazoa, Chordata, Actinopteri, Blenniiformes, Blenniidae. Bases 374 to 1366 code for a protein of 330 amino acids. The transcript is spliced from 5 exons. Gene Ontology annotation, cellular component: nucleus. The record is from RefSeq and is a predicted model, not a curated record. Gene Ontology annotation, molecular function: chromatin binding.